Molecule: messenger RNA, 3669 nt
Organism: Prorocentrum cordatum
Lineage: Eukaryota; Dinophyceae; Prorocentrales; Prorocentraceae
Source: the annotation of a GenBank genome assembly
AUGUUCGCCGUGCACAUGGAUCUGUUGCGCGCCGUCGCAUCGCUUGCCGACUUGGCUGGCCUCAUCGGGACGGACAGCCGCGGCGCGGGGCGUCUCCGCCAGCCGCGGCUGCGGUCGACAGUGGUGUUGUGCCUGGCCGAGGCCGCGGCGGCGAAGAGCGACGAGUGCAUCAAGACGCAGCCUGGCGGCCUGUGCGAUGAGGGCGACGCCCUCGGAGCGCCGGACUGCUCCUUCACCGCCGAGGAAGCAGGCGAGAUCUUGCUAGACGAGCUCACCGGCAUCGGCGACUACGAGACGUGGUGGACGAGUUGGCAGGAGACCCAGGAGUACAACGUGGACCACGACGUCGGCAUCGAUUGUCACUUCUGGGACCAUAGGAACGACAAGGAGGCUUGCGCCAAGCGCCUGAAGGCGGCUGCCGACAUGUUCGAGCAGCAGCACGGCGUGGACCCCGACGUGCUGCCGCUGCCAGUGUGCGACUUCCUCUCGUGGUUCGACGAUGAGUUCGACUGGCCGCUGAACCACACUGGCGGCGUCAAGCCAGAGCACGGUGGCCCGUGGCCGCCUCCCAAGCCAUCCCUGCCGCCGUGCGCGCUGGAGGCCGUGUGCCCGCCCGCGUGGCUGCCGCCCGACCUGGGCGAGAUUUGCCCGGCGUGCCCUGAGGCACCGCCGUGCCCGGCGGCGCCGCAGGUCUGCGCGCUGCCGGAGGCGCCGGCUGGCGGGGCAGAGGGCUGGGUGGUCGCCGCGGCGCCGGGUGUAAUCGUGGCGCUGGUGUUGGAGGCCGCGCGAGCCUUGCAGUGCUGCCGGUGCCGCCGAGCUCGCGAAGAUGAUGGUCGCACGCCGUCCCUGCCCCCGCUCGCCGCGGAGGAGGUGUGGUGCGCUGACCUGGCGGUCGGCGCGGUGGUCCGGGUCUCUUAUGCGGGCGAGGCCAUGGACCACAUGUGGGUGGUUUUGUGGCCGGCCCGCAAAAGAGAUCGUCGAGGGCACCUCCGCGGCCGCGCGGCCUACUGGGUGAUCUCGGCCGACGGCGACGUGCGGGAGGAGGACCUGAGCGGGAGGAGCCCCGCGACAGGGCCAUCGGGCGGGUCGCUCUUGGAUCAGGCGACGGGGGACCCGCCCGACGGCCGCCGGCUCUUGUACCGGUUCCGCAGGCGCCCGAGCACCGAGGAGAUCCUGGAGCUCGCCGCCGAGUGCCGAAAGACGAUGCUCAGGCAGGGCCAUGCCGAGGCGGAGGAGCCGCGGAGCGUGGUCACCGCCGACGGAGCGGAGCGCCCGGGUCGGGAGCUGUUCCCGUGGGCGGCUGUCAGGCGCCCGUGGGUGCUGGCGGAGCCCCUCCCUGACAUGCAGGUCGGCACCUUGGUGGACCCGCUGCCGAGUGGCGCGCUCCGGGAUGGGGCGCAGGCGCUGUGCUGGCUAGACGGUUGCGGGCGUUGGGCGAGGGUCGAGCAGGUGGACGAGGACAGGGUCGUCGACUACGCGGCCCACCGGGCUGACGAGCUGCGCGUCGCGCUCGGCGUCCCGCCCUGGGCCGGAGCGGGGGCGGAGCUGGUGGAGGGCACGGCGACCCCACCACCGGCUGCUCCCUCGGGCCGGUUGCCGCUCACCGACCGCCUCGACGAGCGUCUGGGCCUCGCCCCUGAAGAGCCCCCUGGUCAGUGGCCCAGCGACGAUUUUGUCAAUGACGUGCGCACGCUGCGGGUCGACCAGCUCAUUGCCCCCGGCUUCCGCUCGCACGUGUCGAGGAGGGCCAAGGAGGAGUGCGAGCUGAUGCAGGGGGACAAAACGGCCGCUGCGGUCGCCGCGGGCGCGGCAGCCGCGCGGGCCUCGCGCGAGGUGCCCGAGGGCGAGGCAACGACUACGGCCCAGCGCGCGCCGCUGGCCUUGGCGAGCGGGGAUCGAGACGUGUUCCCACUCCCUCGCCUGGCCAGGCCGCUGGCCAGCUGGGGCGGCAGCCGCGCCCGCGUCGCUGGCGCUCGGCUGCGGCGCGAGCAUGAAUUGGCGAACGGCGCGAUCGACUCUCUCAACUGGCUUGCUGGAUGGGGGCCUGACGACGUGGGCCCGCCGCGCUCCCUGGACGCGAUGGGGGGCAAGCAUGCUGGGAUCGCGCAGUGGGUGAUGGAAGACGUCGUGGGCGAGGCCGGCCGCCCUUACCUGAAGGGGGAUCAAAAGCGUAUGAGGCGGCCGAUCAAUGCGAUCGAUUUUGACAGCCUGCCGACUCCGUACUUUGACCCGCUGCUGAAGCGGAACCAGAAUAUGUACCACAACUGUUCGAGGGAGGGCAUCGCGGUCGACUCGAAGGAGGCCGAGGCGCUGCUGGGCGACUUCAAGCUCUUCUUGGGCAUGACGGACGUCAAGGAUUGCUUCUACUGGAUGCGCAUCCCGCUGAGCCUGGCGAAGUUCUUCGCGCUGCCGGCGGCCCCCGCCCACGUGUCGGGGCUGGAGGGGCAGGGGCUGGAAGGGGCGAAGCUGGGGGCUGACGCCCCAGUCUACCCUGCACCGGGGCGAGACGCCGCCCUCUCGGGGCGGGCCCUGAUGAAAGAUCGCGGGCCCCCGCUCGCGAUUGAGGUCGGGCCGGGCCAGCGCGGAGGCGCCUGCGUCUACGUCGACAACGCGGGCGCGCUCGCCCCGUCGGAGAGCCUCGCCACGGGCGCCCUCGAGAACUGGACCGGCCAUUUCGAGGCGCUCGGAACCAAGCUCGACCUCGAGCUGAUGAGAUCGGGCGUGAGCGACGGGCGCAUCUGGAAGGUGUGCGUCGGCCUGGGCGGGCUGCUCGCCCGCGGUCGGGCGACGGGGCGGGCCCUGGAGAUGGUGCUAGGCCACCGCGCCUUCUGCGGCCUUGCCCUCCGAGGCCCCCGAAGCAGCCAGCACGCCUCGUGCCGGUUCGGGCAGAGACACUACCUGGAGGCCGCGCGCCUGUGGGCGGAGGUAGUGAAGGAGAUCAAGAUGUUCUGUGGCCUGCUCGCGCUCAUGGUGCAGGACUGGUGGCGGCCAUGGAACUAUUGCGUGCUCCAGACCGACGCAAGCGAGAGCGGCUGGGGCAUGGCGCAGUCGUUCUGGCCGAGGAAGGUGGUGGAGCAGGUGGGCCGGCUGCCUGAGCGGGCCCGCUUCCGUUCGGCGCAGGGCAGGGCGGCGCCGGAGGGCCUUCGCGAGGGCCCGCGCAGCCUGCUCCGCCCGGGCUCGCAGGAGAGGGCGAGGUCGCCGACGGCCACCCCCCAGCUGCCGCUGCAGGAGAGGCGGGCCGCCCGGGACGGGCGACACUCUGCGGCUCUCGACGAGAGGGGCUUGAACGGGCUGGACCUCGCUGGAGACGCCGGGGAGGACGCCGAAGGCGACAGCAGCUCCAGCGGCUCCGACUCGGAGCCGCACGCCGACGCCAUCUUGGCGGCGCAGGACUCGGGGGUGAGCCUCCUGGAGACCCUGGCGGUUACCCAGGCCACGCGAGUGAGAUACAAGCGAUACCUCGAUCGGUUCUUCUCGCACGUCGGCCUGAGCAGGAAGCAGCUGCUGGCGAGGACCGACGAGGAGAUCGACGAGCUCAUGUGCAGCUACUUGACCGAGCACUACUUGCAGGGCGAGCAGAGCAGCUUCAGCGACCAGACAGUGGCGGCCUGGGUCAACGCGAACCUUGCGUUCGGCCGCGUGGGAGGCAGCGUGCUGCCGCGGACGUGA